Silurus meridionalis is the source of this 1548-nucleotide messenger RNA. Its product is annotated as GTPase IMAP family member 9-like. Bases 132 to 1187 code for a protein of 351 amino acids. The record is from RefSeq and is a predicted model, not a curated record. The transcript has 5 exons. Gene Ontology annotation, molecular function: GTP binding. Lineage: Eukaryota; Metazoa; Chordata; Actinopteri; Siluriformes; Siluridae.
UUACCUUUUUAAUAUUUGUUUUACAAAAACAAUUGGAUAUAUUGUUGGUUUUGAGUGUUUGUGUAUAAGGUCCUUUUGCCUGAAAAUCCAAGUCACGUCACAGACACAGGCGAAUGAUGAACUGAAAGAAGAUGGCAGCAGUCGAAGAUACUCCGUCCGAUUGGCAGUCCGUCCCAGUGAGGCGCAAGAGUAGCAUUAAUGAUCCUCCUCUUAUGUGUAUUAUGGCGUUUGGAAGCUCUGGUGAUCAGCAGUUCUUUCUCACCGAGUCGAUCCUGCCGAAAGCAGUCUUUACUGGUGCAGAGCCUAACAAUAAAUUAACUUCGAAGACUUGUGGAAACGUGUGUGAAAGAAAUGUGACUCUGGUCAACACUCCAAAAUUGGACAAUCACGAAAUAUUACACUACAUGCUGAAAAAAGAGUUGAAGAAGGCGAUUUGUUUCUCGUGUCCGGGGCCGCACGCCGUUCUGUUCGUGCUGAAUGCGUCAGAGGUGCCACAGAAUGUAUUCGACAUUUUCAAACCGGUGGUGCAGUAUUUUGGAGAACACAUCCUGAACCAUUCGAUGAUCAUUUUGUACCAUGAAGAAAAGACGAGUUCGCCGUUAGAGGAAAUGGUGAAGAAGAAUAAACAAUUGAUGGAGCUUCUUAAAAAAUGCGGUCAUAGGUAUCUGGUCUUCGACGGGAAGAAGAACAGGAAAGAGGGCACUGGGACGAGGAAACUGUUCGAGGAAAUAGACAAGAUGGUGGAAAAGCAUGGGAUUUUUACCAACCGGGAGUUUGAAGAUGCUGAUAAGCGAAUCAGGAUAGAAGAGAAAAUGCUGCAAGAUAAGAGAAAGAGGGAGGUCAGGGUCAUGAGGGAGGAGCUGGAGCAGAAGUAUUCUGCAGAAAAGGAAGAUCUGGAAAAAGAAAUGAGAAUUUAUGAAGAAAAGAUCAGAUUAGAGAACAGGGAAAAGGCAGAGGUGCAGGUCGCAGAUAGACUCGGCGUCACUCUCAGACUCGUCGAUUACAUGGCAGCGGUAGGAAAAGGAGCGGUUGCAGGGGCAGUGAUAGCGAAGGUGUUAGGGUUUCCAGGUAUGGCCAUAGGAGCAGGGGUUGGCGCAGCGUUCGGUGGUUUAUUAGGUGGUGCAGCUGGAGCAGUUUGGAACAUUAUUAAUGAUGCUUGGGCAGAUUUUAGAAGAGACACAACUUAACAACGAAUAGGUACUUAAACUGUAGGCGUUCACACGUUGGCAAGUACAAUGGUCCUUAAACAUGCCGUCCUUUUCAUAAUCACGGUCCACAGCCAACACGUGGAUCAGGAUUUACAGAAAUUGAUGUUAAAACACAAAAUAGUUGUUUCCCACUGCGUUCUUGGUGUUUUGUAACCUCAAUACCUCGUAUAUGUUACACAAAUGAACUAUACACAAACCCUCCUGCAUGCAACCAGAAAUAAUUUAUAAUAAUAAUUUAACCUUUAUUCGUCCCACAGUGGGGAAAUUUCUAGUUUUUUCGCAUAUCCCAACUCAUCUGGAAGCUGGGGUCAGAGCGCAGGGUCAGCCAUGGUACGGCGCC